Molecule: messenger RNA, 939 nt
Organism: Cooperia oncophora
Lineage: Eukaryota; Metazoa; Nematoda; Chromadorea; Rhabditida; Trichostrongylidae
Source: the annotation of a GenBank genome assembly
AUGCAUGGUCAUCGCAGUGAUAUUCGCGGCUUAUCGGUGUCAUCGUCAAACAAUGCAAUAGUUUCUGGAGGUGGAAAUGAGCUCAUGAUAUGGAAUACACAUUCACUUCGCCCCGUUGCUUCACUUCAAAAUGAGGCCAUGGAAGAUGUGAUGGCUGUUAUAUUCACUCAAGGAGACGGACACGUGGUGGCAGCAACGAAGCUCAUGAUAUGGAAUACACAUUCACUUCGCCCCGUUGCUUCACUUCAAAAUGAGGCCAUGGAAGAUGUGAUGGCUGUUAUAUUCACUCAAGGAGACGGACACGUGGUGGCAGCAACGAAGACAGGCGAGCUGUUUCUGUGGGAUGUGGCUGGAUGCGAGUUGUUGGAAUCUCGUAAAGGGCAUGAGCGAACAAUCUGGGGGCUUGCACAUUCUCCAGACGGCAAGCAGUUGUUGUCCGUGUCAUCAGACAAACGAGCCAUAUUUUGGGCGUACGAGGUUGCUGCUGAAGGAACCCGCAAGAGGUUGACACUUCGUGAAAAUCGAAUACUUGAGGUUCCGGAUGAGGCGCUUUGUUGCGCGUUUUCACCUGAUGGCAAGUUUGUUGUUAUUGGCUUACUGGACAACACGGCAGCCGUGUAUUUCUAUGAUACACUGAAAUUUUUCAUCUCCUUAUAUGGCCACUCAUUACCUGUGACUUGUGUCACUGUGAGCCCUAACAGUAAGCUUGUCGUAACGGGAUCAGCCGACAAGUCUAUAAAAAUUUGGGGACUUGACUUCGGAGACUGUCAUAAAUCGUUCCACGCCCACGAUGAUGUUGUUUCGGCUGUAAUGUUCUCUCCAUCUGAUGAGAUGCUGGUUUGGUCAGCAGGCAAAGAUGGCAAAAUCAAACAGUGGGACGCUCAGAAGAUGUGCCAAGUACAGGUAUGUGAAAGAGCUGUUUCUAUUGCUGCUUUCUGA